This is a messenger RNA of Triticum turgidum subsp. durum (durum wheat), 1641 nucleotides long. Lineage: Eukaryota; Viridiplantae; Streptophyta; Magnoliopsida; Poales; Poaceae. The record is from the annotation of a GenBank genome assembly.
AUGGCGGGCGGAGCGGGGAAGGACGACGAGCCCGAGCCGCCGCGGGAGCCGGACGCGGCGGGCGAGGGAACCGGCUCCGAUCACCCCGCUCCGGCGUCACCGGGCGCUUCCAAGGAGGAAGAGGGCGCCAGCGGAGCAGUCGAGGCGGGGCAGGACGACGCGCCCGAGCCGGAGGACGACCAGGAGGAGGGCGGGGACGCCACGGAGGACAACGUGGACGAGGACGAGGAGGAGGAAGGGGACGAGGAGGAGGAAGGGGACGAGGACGAGGAGGACGCCCCGACGCCGUUCGAGCCCUCGGAGGAAGAGUCACUUGAGGAGACAACUACAGUUGAUCCAAGCUAUACUAUCUCUCUUAUAAGGCAACUAAUACCUAAGGGAUCCAGUUUGGAGGAAGAGUUCAGGGAUUCAUCGCAACCGGAUAACACGGAUCCUUCUGAGGAAAGUGACAAGCAGGGUCUUCCAGAAGAAAGGAGUGUCAGUCCUGACGAUCAGUGGGAAGAGUGUGGUUGUAUUCUGCGGGAUCUUGCGGCUAGUACACCUCAAGCAGAACUUAUGAUUAAUAACCUUGUGAUUGAAGUGCUUUUGGAAAACCUUCAUACGGCAAAGUCUUAUAGGGUGAAGGAAAUUUGUCUUGGAAUCAUGGGAAACUUAGUCUGUCAUGAAUCUCUAGUUGCUGCAAUCUCUUUGAAAAAUGGUUUAAUUGCAACUGUCAUGGAGCAAUUGUUUCUUGAUCAUGUCAAAUGCCUUUCUGAAACAUUCAGGUUGUUGGCUGCCAUUCUUCGGUCCAGUGCAUAUGUUUCUUGGGCUCAAGCUCUUUUACCUGAUGAGAUUCUUUCACGUAUUCUACGGGUAGUUGGGAAGACAGAUAAUUCUACAUUAAUUGAAAAGAUCAUUGACUUCCUAUCAACUGUCAUUGAUAAUCGAGAUGUGAUUGCUAUGCUUAUCCAGCCGUUGCUUAAACUGGGUUUAGUUGACCGUGUUAUUGGGUUACUAACAAAUGAGAUUGAAAGAUCACCGGAUGAGAAGCUAGACAGAUUGGAAUCUUUUCAUUUGAUCCUUCACUUCAUGGAAGAAUUAUCAGCCAUACACUGUGUUUCAAAGGCAAUGGCAUCGAAUGACCGGCUGAUUAAAGUGCUAGUUAACAUGAUCAAGUCGCCUGAUAAAGUUGCGGUUGCAAGCUAUUGCGCUUCGGUGGUGAUCGUAAUGUCAAAUAUUUUGACUGAUGGCAAGCAUUUGGUGCCUAGGAUAUCCCAUGAUUUACGGUUCCUGGAGAGCCUACUUGAAGUUCUUCCAGAGGUCCCUGAUGAUGACCAAACUCGAUAUGCACUUUGGAGUAUCUUAUCGUGUAUUCUGGCACAAGUGCAAGAAACUGGGUUGAACUCCUCGUCCCUCGAUCGGUUUGUGUCUCUGUUCUCACGCAAGUUCGGCCUCAUCAAAGAUGACCUUGAGAGUCAGGUGGUUGAUGAAGAGAAUUUAACACCUGAGGAUGCUCUCCUGAAGGGAUGGAUAUCGAGAUGUCUCAUGGCAAUCUCCUUCUUCAUUGAGAGAUGGAUCGAGCAGAAGUCCUCCCAGGGCAACGAAGACGCCAUCAACAAUGCUCGGAAGGUGCUGAGCUACUGCCAAAAGGCGCUCCGCUAA